GGAGGUGACUCAUUGUGAUUGGAUUUAGUGUCUUUGCAUUCGCUAGCAGGUCAAAAUGCAAAUCUUCACUAAGACUUUGACCGGCAAGACUAUUGCCUUGGAAGUGGAAUCCAGUGACACCAUAGAAAAGAUCCAGGAUAAAGAGCUCAUUAUUGCAGGCAAGCAUCUGGAAGAUGACCAGGCUCUUUUUGAUUACAAUAUCCUGAAAGGGUCGACCCUGUACCCUGCCCUGCAUCUGAGGCGUGGUAUGCAGAUGUUUGCGAAGACCCUGACUGGCAAGACCAUCACUCUGGAGGUGGAGCCCAGUGACACCAUUGAGAAUGUGAAAGCUAAGAUCCAAGAUAAAGAAGGGAUCUGCCCUGACCAGCAGAGGCUCACCUUUUUGCAGGCAAAGCUGCUGGAAGAUAGCCGCACUCUUUCUGAUUACAGCACCCAGAAAGGAUCAACCCUGCACCUGGUUCUCCAUCUGAGGGGUGGCUGUUAAUUCUUCAGUCUUGAAUUUAUAUACCCAAUGAUGGCAUUACUCUGCGUUCUAGCCAUUUGUCCCACUCUAGGUUUAGAUAUUACCAGUUUCAUUAAAGCUGAAUUGAUGUUUCUUUCGAUAGCUAUUCAAAAUGUUAAUAAAGGUUUUGUUGCAUGGUAAAAAAAA
Lynx canadensis (Canada lynx) is the source of this 649-nucleotide messenger RNA. Its product is annotated as ubiquitin-like. Gene Ontology annotation, molecular function: ubiquitin protein ligase binding; protein tag activity. Gene Ontology annotation, cellular component: cytoplasm; nucleus. NCBI's taxonomy places the organism in Eukaryota, Metazoa, Chordata, Mammalia, Carnivora, Felidae. Gene Ontology annotation, biological process: modification-dependent protein catabolic process; protein ubiquitination. The record is from RefSeq and is a predicted model, not a curated record.